Messenger RNA from Macrosteles quadrilineatus (aster leafhopper), 6533 nucleotides. RefSeq lists its product as uncharacterized. The record is from RefSeq and is a predicted model, not a curated record. Gene Ontology annotation, biological process: DNA-templated DNA replication; double-strand break repair. Lineage: Eukaryota; Metazoa; Arthropoda; Insecta; Hemiptera; Cicadellidae. Gene Ontology annotation, molecular function: DNA binding; DNA-directed DNA polymerase activity. The coding region runs from base 1 to 6018 and encodes 2005 amino acids. The transcript is spliced from 12 exons.
AUGAGUAAACUGAAACAGAAACAGAAAAUUGAAAAGAAAAAACGCAAAAAGAAGAAACAAAAAGAACUGUCUCCAAGGCAGAUAAAGCACAUCCGGCGGCAGAAAGAGAAAAAGGAGCGAAGGAAGAGACUGCAUGACAAGAAACUAAAGGAGAAACGUAGAUUAAGACAUAAGAAACUAGGAACAGGACCAUACAACAAGACUAUAACAGAUUACUACGGCAUUUACUAUGAACCACAGAGCAGCCAGUUGAAUGAAUCUUUGUACGACUCAAUCUAUGACACAAGUGAAAUAGACAGUGAUGCCAUAUAUGAGGAAAGGAUGAAAGAGAGAUACGAUGAUUAUCCUGAAUCUGAAUCAGAAGACUCCGAUGCCUACUAUGACGAACAAAUUUAUGGGGACACUAAAGAAUCUGGUGAAGUGAAGGAUAAUGAUGAAGGUGAUGGAGAGGGAAGUAAAGAGACGAAGAAAGGAAACAGUGAGGGUUUAAACAAGAAAGGGUCUGGAAAACCACAGGAGUUUACUGCAAAUGAGUCCCAUUCAGAGAAAAGGAAGAAAGAUACAAAGAAAGGAAAUAACGAAGAAUCGCCUGAAUUUUUCAAAAUCAUAUCCCAAUUCUAUUUAACUGCAAGUGAAGAGUACUGGCCAGAUAUUCAGCAAUUCGCAGACAACAUUUUAAGACCACUUUCACAGCUAACAGUAAAAAAGGAGGAAUUGAUCAAUGCCCUUGAGAGAGUUAAAGAAAAUCAAAGAGUCAAAUUACAACAGGAUCCAAUAGAAAGGUAUAAAACAACAUUAAAAGAAAGUGAUGGGGCGACUCGAGUCAAACGAAGAGUGAACAAAACGUUGCAAAGGAAACGAGCGAAGAAGAAAAAACAGCGGUUGAGAAGGUUCGAGCGUAAGAGACUCAGAAUGCUGACUCACGCAAGACGAGUGCGGCGGCAGCAAAAGGCUAAACAGGCGAGAUUGCAGCGUCAUUACGCAAGAAUGAACAUGUCAACGACCGAAACACCAGACCACCUUAGAAAUCACACGGCGGCUGGGGAUGAAGAUAUUGAAAACGAUACAAGCAGAACUGAAGAUAGCGAGAAUGAUGGUGAUGAGGAAUACGAGAGUAGCGAAUACGAAGAUGAAAGUGAAGAUUCUAAAACCAGCAAGUCCAGCGAUGAUAGUCAUCACAGUGGGACAUCUGAAGUUUCUGAUGAAGAUGAAGCAGAAGAUAGUGAAACCAUAAGUAAUCCUGACUAUGGAAAUGAUGACUAUGAAGAUUAUGAUGAAAGUGACGAAGAUUAUGAAGAUGAGAGCAGUGAGGAGUCAAAGAAGAAGAAAAAGAAGAUCAAGUCAUCGGGCAAAGGUGUUGGUAAACGAAUGCAAACAGUCACUAACAAUAAAUAUAGUGAGAGGAAGAAGCAUCAGAGGGCGGAUAUAAAUGCAAACCCUUUAAAAGGAGCAAACCUGGGAUUUCCACAUAAAGAUGAUAAAAAAUCUACAAUGUUUUGGACCCCAAUAAUCCUUCCUCCCGACCCAACCACCAUUCCUACCCUCAGCCCAUUAGCGGAGAGUGUCCUUGCGAUGAUCAGGCAGGAGAGCUCAACUGUAGGAGGAAGCAGAUGGCAUCAGAGCAGCAGACUAGGAGGAAACAGACAGCAAGGGUCUCACAGCCGAGCUACAGGCUCGGAUUCAUUGCAUGACACUCAUUGGAACCCAAUAAAUGUCCCAAGAACCAGAAGGGAUGAUGUUUAUGAAGUCUCUGACGAUUGGGAUCAUCAAAGUUCAGUUGGGAUGAAUUCUAUACCAAAUAUCACUCGACAACUUGCAAAAAACUAUGAUAACUCAAUUUCCAUCAGUGAUAUCCCAACAUUCUCAAUGGCUUCCUUGCCUAAUACAAGACUCAAUUCAGGUGGUCACCAUGCGACCUACACUAAGUUUCAAGAAGAUAAUAUUUCUUCACAAUCCUACCCUCACAUUCAAUCACGCCAAAGUAAACAGAUAAUACCCCACAAUAAUCCAUAUGAACCUUUUGAUGUAAUCAGGAAUAACAUUAAAAGUACAUUAAACAAUAGAGAUCAAACUUUUAAUUUAAGUCCUGACAUGGAGUUUGAUGAUUUGAAAAUUUACUCUUGUCCGUUUGACAAACAAGAUGAAUGCCCUCCAAUCAAGGUAUUUGACCAAAAACCAGAUCUCAAUAUGUCUUUGACAGUGAAAAACAGGAUAAAUUUCAAAGAAAUCAAACCAAGACCUUUGCAAAAGCGCGGAGUACAAAUUGAUUCCUCUCUAACAUCGGGAAAGCAAGCAAAAAGGGUUGCACCAAACCAAUUAGGACUGCUUGACCAGACUUUUGAUUUUACCAGUGUAAAUAAUGUUCCAAAAUUUAAAACAAAACUGGCAACCUUUAAAAAUAUUCCUUUAGCAAAACCAAACUCAGAUAUGGCUGUUGAUAAAAAUAAAAACUAUAAUCAAGGCAUUUGUCAAGGUGAUUUAUUAAAUAUGAAUAAUUGUAGGAAAGUAAACUUAUAUCAAAACAAUAUUGAAGAUCAUGGUUCCAAUAAUCAAAAUAGAUUCAGUGGUGAACAAAAAAUGUUUGAUGUUAAUGAUGUUUUCAAUGAGAGCUUAGACAACAACUAUACUAUGGAAGAAGAUAAUAUGCGAGCAAAAUUGCCAAAUGUUGAAAAUGAUUUGAGGACAGAAAUACCAGCAUCAUAUGUGGAAAAGAAUCAUGCAACACAUAUGUCCAAAACCUUUAAAGAAAAUUUCUUGAUGGAUCAUCAAAAUCAAGAGGCUGAAGUUUGGACAAAACGUGAUGCAUUAAAAUUGUCCAGGUUUGCAAUUAGCAGUUCAGAUUAUGAUCAGCAAAAACUGUCAAUAAAUAGUUUAGAGAGAACACAUCAAGAAAACUAUAUUCAACACAGGUGCAACUCAUUCCAAAAAAGAGUAACUGACGCAACCAAGCCGAAGCAAACGGCAGAGUUAAAUUCAUUUCAUCCUCUACAAAGCUUUGAAAACAACGUAUGUACAAAGCCAUCCUAUAAAAAACAAUUAGAUUUUUCACAGGAUAUUUUUGCAAAAACACAAGAAAGCUUGGAUCAUUCCCAAAACAAUAUAAAUGACAUUGAAGCAAAUCAGUCAGAAGAAUUAAGUCUUCCGCCUUAUCAAAAGCCGGUUGAAAAUACAAAUGAAAUUGAAACAAAUCAGCCAGAAGAAUUAAGUCUUCCACCUUAUCAAAAACCGGUUGGUAAUAAUGUUUCACCUACUUUUGAUGUUGAUGAUUUAUUUUCAUUGGAUGAUAAAACUCUUGACCAUUCUUCAAUUAUGUUUGAGAAGAAUUUUGAAAACACAAACAAAUCAGCAAUUAGCAAUCAAGUUAAGUGUUUGCCUUUUAAUGAACAAACUGGAAUUACAAACAUACUUGCAUCGACAAAUAAACCUGCAGAAGAAUUUAAGCUAAAUAGUAAUUUAGACCCUCAUCCUAUAUCGAAGAUACAAAAUAUUGAUCCAAUCUCAUUAAAUAAUGAAGACACUAAUUUAUGUUCUCCAGUCCUCAAGUCUCAAUACUUUGAAAACUAUAAUGGAAAUUCCAGUACAAACAAUCAACAAGUCUCUUUUGAGACCAAAAACAUGAAACGAAACAAUAAACUACCUGAUAAAGAACGAGUUAAUAAAGAGAAUGAUAAAAAAAUUACCAUGCAAACUAACAUAAAAAAUGGAAGUAAACUAGCAGUGGACAUGGGCAAAAGAAAUGUUACAGCAAAACCUCUAAAGCAAAGAACCCUUUUUGAGUGCCGAAAAAUCCCACCAGAAACAAACAGUUUAGAUUCUGUCGCAAGGAAUGGCAACGAAACACAUGUGAAUACCUCUUUAAAGGGAGAUCAAUUCAAGAAACCUUUAGCACCAGUAAGAAUGGGUAAAACUAGCUCAAAACUAAAUAGUGUGAAGAAUAAGGUAUCGCUAAAUAAAAAUUUAGAUAAUAUUUCCAAAAAUGACAGCACCGGAAAUGGGUUUUUGCAAGGUAACACAUCUCUAGAAGAGAUCAAACAGAAGUGUGAUCCGUCCAAAUUGGUACAAACAAGUUUAAUCAAGAAUGAACCUGUCAAAAGAAAUGCUAAAGAUACCUCAGCAAAGAAAAGUAAAAAGCCUUGUUUUGUACCACCAAUAUCCGCAUCUCAUUUGACUUCUAAGGAUGUGCCGUUGAAUCACCACACAAUAAAUGUUCUUGACGACGUCAAUGCUAAUCAAGUUCUCCAGAAACUUAACACUGAAAAGAUUAACAACAUAGUCACCACUGUGACAUUCAGGGAAGGGUACACAUUGCUCAAUAAACCUGAAGAACAGAAGAAGAACUCUAGAUGUUUUCCGUCAGGCGUGAUGCACAUGCUUGCCUGGGAGUCAGGACGGCAGGGUUAUUAUUGGCUUCCACUGUCAGAUCCUGCGGCGAUCACUCCUGCGGUGGUCAAGCUAGUGGAUACUUUAAUGAGCAAGAGUGAGCGAAACAUUUGUUUUGAGGCCCAAGCUGUCUACAUGCUUCUGAUGGACAUGCUCAAGUUGAAGGAAAUACACAAUUGGGACGCAUAUGAUCCAUUAAUCGCAAGCUGGCUAUUGGAUCCUGACAAUCCUCCAAAAGACUUUAAAGAGAUAUCAGACAAGUUGAACAUGGACAAGAACCUGCUUGUUGUCAACCCACAAGCAAACACAAAGGAUCAAGCUUGUGAUCUCCUCCCUGUUUUGGACGUUGCGAUGAACAUUUUGCAAAAUCGGCUUGUGAACACUUCUUUAUGGACGGUUUUCACUGACAUGGAAACGAAAUUGAUUCCAAUAUUAGCAAUGAUGGAAAGUUCAUCAAUUCUAGUUGAUAUGAAAAAGCUUCACCGAACAGCAGAGGCGAUGGAUAAAAAGCUGCGUAAAUUGCAGAGUGAAGCGCAUAAACUGGCCGACAGAUGGUUCCAACUAAACUCCCCUCAGCAACUGAGAGAGAUUCUCUUUGACAAAUUAAAGUUGGACGAAAAAUUCAAUUUGAAGGUGAAAAAAACAGAGCACGGAGAAAAAUCUACUUCAGAAACUGUAUUGGAACAAAUGAAAGAGUUGCAUCCGCUACCAAAGAUUAUAUUAGAGUAUAGAAGGCUGCAGAAAUUGAAAUCAACUUAUGUGGAAGGCUUGCUGCAGCAUGUCAAGAGUGACGGAACUAUUGGGACAAGUUGGGAGCAAGUGUCUGCUUCCACAGGGAGGAUUACAAGCAAGAACCCAAACCUUCAGGCGUUUCCCAAGUGUCCCAUUGAUGUUCAAGACGGUGAGACAGUCAACCUGAGAGAGAUGUUCAUAGCAAGAGAGGGAUGUUCGUUUCUCGCCGCAGACUUUCAACAGAUAGAGUUCCGAGUGUUCGCACAUUUCACACAAGAUCGCUCACUACUGCAGGCAUUCAGUGAAGGAGGAGACAUAUUCCAGAGAUUGGCGGAACGGUGGCUGGGUGGCAAGGGAGAAGAAGAACGGGAAAAAACCAAGAGGAUUGUUUACUCUGUAAUGUACGGAGCUGGCGCCAAUAAACUCUCGGAAUAUCUGCAUGUUGAACCGGCAGAAGCAUAUAAAAUCAUUGACAACUUUGUUGCCAUCUUCCCAAGUCUGCGCAGUCUGCCGCGGACAGUAAUUGCCAAGUGUCGUACGCAAGGGUUUGUGUCAGCACUCUCCGGCCGUAGAAGGCUAUUCCCCAACAUCCGUUCGACCAAUGGAAAGCUUCGAUCAUACUCUGAGCGACAAGCGAUGAACUUCCUCAUACAAGGGUCAGCAGCGGACAUUUGCAAAGCAGCCAUGUUGGAUUGUGAGGCUGAGAUUCGAUCACGAGGACUCCGAGCAAAGCUGCUUUUGAUGAUUCAUGAUGAGCUCAUCUGGGAAGUGGACGAUAGAGACUUACAAGAAACUUCUAAAACAGUCAAGUUGGCUAUGGAGCACCGCUGGAAUGAGCGUCUCACACUCCUAGUUCCAAUACCAGUUUGUGUCUCUACAGGAAAGACACUAGCAAACAUGCAGUGACAAGUUAAUCUUUGCAAUUCUCGGUUUAUUUUAUUAUCUGUGGAGAAUUCUCAGUCACAGAACUAUUACUUUAGAAUGAUAAGGAGUUGUUUUUUUAUGAUGUGUUAGUAAAGUAUUUGUUGUUUGGUUUUAAGUUUCAAAAGUACACUUAAGAAACAUUGUUAGGUUAGGUUAAGUUGUGGUUCAAUGUUUGCUGAAUUAUUUUGAGAGUGAUAACAUGUAAUAUAUUUUUUUCAACGUAGAAAAACUUGUAUGUACUUAAAUUGUAUAAGCAUUUAAAAAACAGUUUUAAAUAUUACCAACACCAAUAAGUCAAACGUAUUUCAUCCCAUUACUUUUAAAUCUUGAAACAGGUUGUUGGGACUUUUAUAACACACUUUUUUUAGUAUCGUGUAAAGAAGUUUUUUAUUUAGUAUAAAUAUUUAAAAUUCAAACAGAAAGAUUUAAUAGCCUUAUGAUGUGUGACAAAAUGAUUAAAACUUGUGUUUAAAGUGAGCUGUAAUGUUUGUACAAAU